AUGGACGCGCUCGGAACCCACCGGCGAUCGCACCUCGAUCCCUGGCGCGCGGGAACGUCCGUCGCCUUCGACCCGUCGCGGUUGGGUUGGCGAGGGUUGGCGAAGAAGGCACCUCCGCGAUCGUCCGAACCCCAAGCCGAACCCCGGGCGAGCACGGACGUGACCGAACGGGAGAUCCUCGCGCACCAGCGCUCCCCGGACGACUACCUCCGAGUCCCGCUCGCCAACGUCCGCAACUUCUCCAUCGUCGCGCACGUCGACCACGGCAAGUCGACGCUCGCCGACCGCCUGCUCGAGAUCACCGAAGCCAUCCCUCCGGGCGGCAGGAAGCAGUACCUCGAUCGGCUCCCGGUGGAGCGCGCGCGGGGGAUCACGGUCAAGGCGCAGAGCGUCUCCUUGCUCCACGCGGACGAGCGCACGGGGGAGACGUACCUGCUGAACCUCAUCGACACCCCCGGGCACGCCGACUUCUCGUUCGAGGUGUCCCGAUCGCUGGCGGCUUGCCAAGGAGCGCUGCUGCUGGUCGACGCGGCGCAGGGCAUCCAGGCGCAGACGAUCGCGACGUUCUUCCUGGCGAUGGAGCGCGACCUAGCCAUCGUGCCGGUGGCCAACAAGAUCGACAGCGUCAACGCCGACGUGGAGGGCACGGGCGAACAGUUGGAGAGCGUCUUCGGCAUCGACGCCAAGGAGCUGGUGCCGAUUUCGGCCAAGGUUGGGACAAACGUGGACGCGGUGCUCGGUGCGAUAAUAGACAGGGUCCCCGCGCCCGGCGGAGACGCGUCCGUUAACGCCAAACUGCGCGCUUUAAUGCUGGAUUGCCACUACGAUUCCUACAGGGGCGCGGUGGCGAGCGUGAGCGUCGUCGACGGCGUCGUGAAAAUAGGCGAUAAAGUUCGAUCGAUGCGAACGGGGCAGACGUCCGAGGUGCUCGAGCUCGGGUUGAUGACCCCGGAGCCGCUGCGGGUGAGGGAACUCACCGCGGGGCGCGUCGGGUACGUCAUAACGAGCCAGCGGGACGUGCGGGCGGCGAAGAUUGGCGACACGCUGGUGCUCGAGCGGGAUUACCAAAAGUCUCUGAGCGCGGUGUCGACCGACGGCUCCGACGUUUUGACGCCCCUCAAUGCGUUUCGCGAGGCCAAGCCGAUGGUGUUCCAGGGUCUGUUCCCGCAGACGGGCGACGACUACGAGAAGCUCAAGGCUGCGGUGGAGCGCCUGACGCUGAACGAUCCGUCGGUGACGACGCAGACGGAGACCAGCGCGGCGCUCGGCCCGGGAUUUCGAUGCGGGUUUCUCGGGUUGCUUCACGCGGACGUGUUUCAUCAGCGGCUCAAGGAGGAGUUCGGCGCGGAGGUGAUCGCGACGGCGCCGACGGUGCCGUAUAGGGUGGUGUAUCCCGGAGAGUCCUCCGCGGUGAGCGUCUCGAGCCCGAUGCAGCUGGACGUCGAGCGGUUAUCGCAGUCUCACGGCGUCCCUAGGGUCGAGGGUUCGGAUCCCGUCGGCAUCUCGGAGCCGAUGGUCGACGCCACCAUCGUGUGCAAGAACGAACACGUGGGCAAGAUCGUGGAGCUCUGCGUGGACAGGCGGGGCACGCAGCUGGAGCACACGCACAUGAGCAACAGCGCCGGCACCGGCUCCGGCGACAGGGUCCUGUUGCGGUACAGGUUACCCAUGGGAGAGGUGGCUACCGAUUUUUCAGACGAGCUGAAAUCGCGCACCAGCGGCUACGCAACCUUCGACUACGAGGAAUCCGGGUACCAGCAAAGCGACAUCGUCCGUCUGGACGUUUUGAUAAACGGGCAGAGCGUGGACGCGCUCGCGGGCCUGAUCCACCGGGACAAGGCGCAGCGCAGCGGCAAGGCGUGGGUGACUCGCCUGAAGGAGAUUCUCCCGAGGCAGUUGUUCGAGGUGAAGAUUCAGGCAGCCGUCGGUCAGAAGGUGCUCGCGCGCGAGAGUAUCAGCGCGUACAAGAAGGACGUGCUCGCGAACUACUACGCCAUGGAUAAGAGCCGGAAGCAGAAGCUGCUCAAUAAGCAGAAGAAGGGUAAGAAAUACAUGAAGUCGGUGGGAAGCGUCGAGAUCCCGAACGAGGCUUUCGCGGGUCUGCUGUCGAAAGGGUUCAAGGGGGACUGA
This is a messenger RNA of Micromonas commoda, 2130 nucleotides long. RefSeq lists its product with no specific name. NCBI's taxonomy places the organism in Eukaryota, Viridiplantae, Chlorophyta, Mamiellophyceae, Mamiellales, Mamiellaceae. Gene Ontology annotation, biological process: positive regulation of translation. The record is from RefSeq and is a predicted model, not a curated record. The coding region runs from base 1 to 2130 and encodes 709 amino acids. Gene Ontology annotation, molecular function: GTPase activity; mitochondrial ribosome binding; GTP binding. The transcript has a single exon. Gene Ontology annotation, cellular component: mitochondrion.